This is a messenger RNA of Priceomyces carsonii, 1500 nucleotides long. RefSeq lists its product as uncharacterized. Gene Ontology annotation, biological process: transmembrane transport. NCBI's taxonomy places the organism in Eukaryota, Fungi, Ascomycota, Pichiomycetes, Serinales, Debaryomycetaceae. The record is from RefSeq and is a predicted model, not a curated record. Gene Ontology annotation, molecular function: transmembrane transporter activity. The transcript has a single exon. The coding region runs from base 1 to 1500 and encodes 499 amino acids. Gene Ontology annotation, cellular component: plasma membrane.
AUGAGUAGUGUUAGCGCUGCUGAUGAAAAAUAUAUAGACACGUCAAUGGAAAUAGUGAAUGGUGUAAUAUCUAAGGAUUUUACCAUUGAUGAAUCUGGAUUACUUAUCUUUGAUCCAUGCAGCUCCAAAAAACCAGGAAAUUGGUCAUCACGAAAAAAAUUUGCCCACACAGUUUUAUUUGGACUAGUUACUUUUGGCGCUCAAAUGAACUCCACGACCACGUCUGUUGAACAAUUCUCCGAACUAUUGAGCUUAGAAUUUGGAAUUACUAGGGAAACUGCAUUGCUUACAAGUACCCUUUAUAUCUUAGGAAUUGCCUUUGGACCCAUGGUAUUUGCACCAUUAUCGGAGGUUUACGGAAGGAAAUUUGGAGUCUUAGCUCCAAUUCUUAUUUCUAGUGGGUUUACAUUUGCAGUGGCAACAAGUUAUAAUGUUCCCAGCUUAAUGGUUUUUAGGUUUCUUUCAGGAUUUUGUGCUGGGGCCCCUAUUGUCAGUGCCGGUGGAGUGUUAGCUGAUUUAUAUCCAGAUACUGCAAUCAGAGGGAAAUAUUUUGCCUUUUAUGGUCAAUUGGUGAAUGGGGGCUCGAGUAUGGGCCCAAUAAUUGCCUCAUUAAUGAUGCGUAGCAGCAAUGAUGUAGGAGCUUGGAGAAUACCUCAAUAUUUUUCUGGUCUUCUUAGUAUAGCACUCUACAUCAUUUGCGAGCUUCUAUUGGAUGAAACAUAUGUUCCAGUAUUGGUUAAAAGAGAAGCCAAGGAAAUUAGAAUCAACACAGGUAACUGGAAAAUCCAUUGCCAGCUCGAUACGUGGCAAUUGGACUUCAAAGAUGUCGUUACACAACACUUGAUCAGACCAUUUGCAAUGUUGAUUACCCCGAUUGUGUUUGUAAUUGUAUUGUUUGCCAGCUAUGUUUAUGGCGUUUUCUAUAUUGUUAUUACUACUAUGCCAACAGCAUUUACUUUAACUAGAGGUUGGGAAGGUACAAUUGCUACACUUCCAAACAUAUCACUUUUCAUCGGGGUUUGUUUCGGAAACACCGUGACAUUUUUUUGGGCUGGAAGGUAUGCAAAAACUCCAGGUUCACAAAAAAUUAAAUCAGUGCCUGAAGAAAGAUUUCCAAUGUUGAUGUAUUUUGGUUGGCUAAUGCCUGCUGGUAUUUUUCUCUUUUCUUGGACUUCAUCGUCUAAUAUCCACUGGAUUUUUCCAUGUUUGGGUAUUGUAGGCAUCGGCUUUGGUUUUAUCAUUAUCUUCCAAGGCUGCUUGAACUAUUUGGUUGACACAUAUACGAAUUAUGCGGCUUCAGGAAUUGCAGCGAACACCUUUAUGAGAUCGGUUUUCGCUGCAUCAUUUCCCUUAUUUGCCAAACAAUUAUUUGUAAACUUAGGAGUCCACUGGGGCGGAUCGUUGAUUGGCUUCAUUGCAUUGGGGAUGAUUCCGAUCCCGUUUUUCUUCUACAAGUAUGGGGCGAUUAUGCGGGCAAAGAACCCAUAUCAAGGUAUAUAG